AUGGCUAAUUGUAUAAUAGCAAAGAUGGGUAAUUUAAGACUAAUCCCCGCUGCUAUAAUGGUACAGACUCAUCGCACUACUACAUCAAAACACUGGAACCCUAAAUACAAAAAGCUUCGCAAGGAAAAAUUCCUUAAAGUUCCAUUUCACGACUUUAAUGAGGAUACGGAUAGCUUACCCGAAGAGAAAGUCCGACAGAAGAUGAAGGAACGAGGCUUGUUACCACCUAGGCCAUGGGUAGAGAGACCGUUUUAUAUUUCAUCUACAGGUGGCGUAUUUGAGGGCUACAUUCCUCCUGAAGGAGACGGUAAAGCUUCUGUAGUAUCGACUACGAGAGCUAAACAGACAGUGCAAUUACUAGAGAAAAAAUCGAAAUCUAUGAUGGCAAUACGUAAAAUAAAAUCAUUCGACGAGGACUUUGACACAAAGGGAUUUUGUCAACUAGCACAAGACAUUUACAUUAAAGCACAUGACAGUCUGGUUAAUAAAGACAAACACUUGCUAAGAACAGUUGUUACAGAAAAAGCUUACCCUGAAUUUAUGCACAACUCCAUAGGAAAAACCAUACGUUGGAAGUUUUUGGAGUCAUUAGAACCACCGAGAGUUGUUCAUGCGAGAUGUACUGAUGUCAUCAGCAAGGAGAAUAUUUUUGCUCAGCUUACAGUACGCUUUCACACUCGUCAACAGUUGUCAGUAUAUGAUCGGUUUGGACGGUUGUUGCAUGGUAGUGAAAUACUAGCAAAGGAUGUCUUAGAAUAUGUUGUGUUCGAGAAACACCUAUCCAAUGUAUAUGGUAGCUGGAGGGUGCAUGGAAAAAUUAUACCGGACUGGGCGCCACCAAAGGAUCCUUCUAAACUAACCCGUGUAAAGCCAGAAGAAAAGCCUGUACCGCCAGAUAAUAGUGAAAAUGAGAAGGGGAGUGAAGCUCUCCUUGCAAAUGAAUAG
Molecule: messenger RNA, 945 nt
Organism: Leptosia nina
Lineage: Eukaryota; Metazoa; Arthropoda; Insecta; Lepidoptera; Pieridae
Source: the annotation of a GenBank genome assembly